Molecule: messenger RNA, 1020 nt
Organism: Pelobates fuscus (common spadefoot toad)
Lineage: Eukaryota; Metazoa; Chordata; Amphibia; Anura; Pelobatidae
Product: alpha-methylacyl-CoA racemase-like
Exons: 1
Biological process (GO): bile acid metabolic process
Cellular component (GO): mitochondrion
Molecular function (GO): alpha-methylacyl-CoA racemase activity
Source: RefSeq, a predicted model, not a curated record
GUCACAACAGCUAGAGUUAGAGUUUUAGAAUUAGCUGGCUUGGCACCUGCUCCAUUCUGUGGAAUGAUAUUAUCAGAUUUUGGUGCCCAAGUGAUUCGAGUGGAUAAAAUCAAUUCUUCUCACGUCCCAAUGGAUACUAUGGGUAGAGGCAAGAGGUCGAUAGCAUUAAACCUAAAAAGCUUGAAUGGAGUUGAUAUUCUGAAGAGUCUAUGCAAGAAGUCUGAUGUCCUUCUUGAACCAUUCCGUCAUGGAGUGAUGGAAAGUUUAGGGCUUGGUCCUGAGGUCCUACUUAGUGAAAAUCCAAAACUAAUUUAUGCAAGACUAACUGGAUUUGGCCAAUCUGGAAAAUAUGCAAGAUCUGCGGGCCAUGACAUCAAUUAUGUCUCUCUGUCAGGUUUGCUAUCGAAGCUUGGAAAGAAACAUGAGAACCCCGUGUCACCCCUAAAUCUACUUGCUGACUUUGCUGGUGGGGGUGUUAUUUGUGCAUUAAGAAUUACAAUGGCUUUGUUAGAACGGAUACAAUCAGGACAAGGGCAGGUGAUUGAUUCAAGUAUGGUUGAAGGUUCUUUUGUAUGGAAAUCUCAAAAACUGGGUCUGUGGAGUAGAUCAAGGGGAGAGAAUCUACUCGAUGGUGGAGCUCCUUUUUAUUGCACAUACAAAACCUCGGAUGGAAAGUAUAUGGCAGUAGGUGCUCUUGAACCACAAUUCUACAAGGAACUGUUGAAGGGGGUGGGGCCUGGCAGCCAAGAUGGCCGGACGCACUUCACACAAGCUCCCACAAAGAUGAGCAAAAUUAAGCGAAUACCGUGCGACCUACCAGAGCUGGCGGCACACAGGGGUCAGGGACCGACUCAGCAGACCGGGAGCAACAAAUUGACACCGGUCCGGCACCUGUGCGCGGUGGAAAACUCAUUGCUGGCCACACGGUGGCCUACAAUAGAGUUAAAGGAAAUUAAACAAUUCCAAAAUGAUCCGAAUUUCACUUUUCUCGAAUCCAGAUUGAAACAAAAUCUGGAUUAA